Trichobilharzia szidati is the source of this 3013-nucleotide messenger RNA. Lineage: Eukaryota; Metazoa; Platyhelminthes; Trematoda; Strigeidida; Schistosomatidae. The record is from the annotation of a GenBank genome assembly.
CUUCUACAGAGUGACCUUCGUGUGACCUAUUUGAGGCACACUGUGCUGCUUUCAAUUUUUAUGCAUUUGUUUGGGGUACCAUCCCUUUUUAUCCUCUUGGAAAAGUAAUUUAGUACAAAUGCAGUUUUUCGCCCUUUAGACUAAAAACGGGAGUUUUACCACCGCUUUUAUGUGUACUAACAAAGUUCCAGAACUGAAAGACACAAAGCAUUUGCUUGAAUAUCUCAAGGAAUUAUUGACAGAUAGAAUAAAUCUGUUAGCUUCCUCUGACUUAUAUAUACAUGUCCUGAGGAUUUUGGAAAAAGAAAUAUUAAACGUUCGAAGUGAAUUGUUUUCAGCCUUUGGUAUCUAUCAGAUAACCGAUGAAGAACUACCAGCUCCUGAAGGUCGAAAAGUCAGUCUUCAAGCCAAAGUGUAUAUGCCAACAGGAACUUCCAAUAACUACAACUUUGUUGGAAGAAUCCUCGGUCCUGAUGGAUCAACAGCUAAAUGUUUACAACAGUUUUUGGGCGUGAGAAUUAUGAUUCGUGGUCGAGGUUCCAUGCGUGAUCAGACGAAAGAAGAAGCCAAUGUUGGUCGACCUAAUUGGGAGCAUUUAAAUGAUAAUUUGCAUGUUUUAAUUAGUGUUGAAGAUUAUGAAAAUCGUGCAAAGGCUAGAAUUGAGAAAGCCAGUGAAUAUAUCAGUUUAUUUCUGGAAGAAAGUGUUAAAGUGUCUGAUAAAGACGAUAAGGUAAAAUUAAUGCAGUCAAUGGAGUUGUCUAUUAUGCGUAAAGCAUUUCAACAAGGUCAACAACAACAGUCUUCAGGUAUUAUUAUCCCCACUAGUCAUCAGUCAAUACUGCCGGGUUUCAAUGGAUUUACCCAGUACCCUCAACAAACUCAUACUCCAUCCUUUCAAUCCUCUGGUGCAUCAGAUCUAAGUAGUACACUGUAUCUACAGAAUAAUGGUGGCAAUGGUGGUCGGGGUGUUGGUGUUGGUGUUAGUUCUGGUGCUGAUGCCGCCAGUUUUAAUGGUACAUUUGGUUUUACCAACACUUAUCGAUCAAAUUAUCAACCAACCUACAGCCAGUCUGGUUCGUCGACACUCGGUGUUUCUGUUGGACCACCAGUAGGCAUAAACUACUGGCCUGGAAAUUAUUCAUCUCAGAGUUAUCCUAUUCCACAGUCACAGUGUUAUCAAAAUGUCACUGCGGCUGCAAUCAAUGCUAAUGCUCACAAUAAUAAUAACAGUGGUCACAAUUAUCAACAACAAUUUCAAAAGCAACAACAAUAUCAUAUACCAGAGAAAUAUCUUUCAGAGAAGUUGAUCUCAUCACAGAAGCUGAUGAAUAAUGGUAGUAGUAGUAGUAAUAGUAGUAGUAUCCCAUCACAAUCCAGUUAUGCAACACCGUUAAUAAUUUCUGCACAACACCAACAACAGCAACAACAAUGUGAUCAUUGUCGUCAACUGUAUGAUGAUCAGUUGUCAACAGUAAACUGUUUGUCUAAAUAUCCACUAAAUAAUAAUAAACACAAUUAUCCAAUAGGUAAACAUACAUCUGUUGCUGUUGUUGUACACACUAAGAGUAAUGUUGUCACUAAUGCGAGAAGUAAUAGUGACAGUUGCAUGAGUCGUACUCAUAAUAAUAAUAAUAGUAAUCCACCAGUUAGAAGACAAGUUCAUGGGAAUGAAUCGGUCAACAAAAGCAGCAACAGCAGCAAUAAUAACAAUAAUAAUAAGUCUUUCAAUUCUAUUUACCCAACCAAACAACCUGCCACCAGUGUUGAAUCGAAGCGACGCUAUUCUCAAAAACAUAAUCGUAAUAAUAAUGAUAAUAAUAAUAAUAACGGUUCUAAUCUGAAUCAUACAGAGGCAAGCAAUGAUUCAAACUCAAAUGAAAGUGUGCUAAAUCAUAACAACAGCACUAGAAAUGGCAGUCGUCCUAAUCAAGCUCAAAGUGACUCUGUUGUUGUCAGUAAAAUGAGCAAUAAAGAGAAUAAUAAUAGUAGUGGUUCUCCCGAUGAGUCUUACAGACAUGCUGCCGCCAAUGUUAGUCUUUCUUGUUCUCCUCUUACAGAGAGAACAGUUUCUGUUACUACAACUGCUACUACUAGUACUACCACUACUACUCCUGUCAUUCCUGAUCAUUCGAAUGUUGACCAGAUUGUAGCAGUUGAUGAAAGCAACACUAAACAUGAAUCCUCCUCCUCAUCUUCCUCUUCCAUCGCCUCGUCUUCUUCUUGUUGUAAAAACUCACAAUCUAACAGCAACAGCAACAAUAAUAAUAAUACAAAGUCAUCUGAUACCAGUGUAAAAUCUGUUGCAUUAAUAAUCGAUGAAACAGAAUGGCCAAAACUUGAAACAGCUGUUAAUACUAAGGAUACAAGAAAAACUUCAUUCACAGUGGCACGGAAAACUUUCAAACGAUCAUCAAUGUUAAAUGGUGAAAGGCAACAAACGAAGAAGUUAUGAUUUCAUAUAUGUGUGUGGAUUCUGGACUCCCUAGAAAUAUCUGCGCUUGUUCACACGAUAUACUGUUGUUAGCUAAAGAAUAAACUGAUUUGGGCGAAAAAAACAAAAGACAGUUGAAUAAAUUUCAUUGUUUGUGAAGGGUGAUGAAGUCGAAAAAGCGGAAUAUUUUUGAUUGUUAUUCAAUAAAAAGAAUAUAUCUUAUGCUGUGUAAUGUUUGUACAUCGUUUUCUCCUUUUUCCCGUGUAUACUUUUAUCGAUUGUGUAGUUUUUUUCCAGCUGUCUGCGAUAUUGUGAAUUUGCUUUCUGUACGCAAAUGUGUGGAUCUUUUAUUUGUCGUGUUUGCGUGUGUCUGUUAGAUAGAAUUGCGUUGUCUUUCCACAGUGUGAUUUUAGGCGCAUAUCUUGUGUUGUCAUGCUGUAGGUAUUGGUUAUGCAUAUGUUUGUGUGUCUUUCAACAUCUUGUAUUUUCAAAUUCUCCAUUCCUUCCCCCCGCCAACGUCUUUAUCGUGUAUGUUUUUAGUAUGUUUUCUUUCUUGAGAGAAUAAAGAAGAUUCCUAGCUCA